Messenger RNA from Blumeria graminis f. sp. triticale, 735 nucleotides. Lineage: Eukaryota; Fungi; Ascomycota; Leotiomycetes; Helotiales; Erysiphaceae. The record is from the annotation of a GenBank genome assembly.
AUGGCUACCCAACUGUUCGUCCUGCCCGGGGACACUAUCGACCCCAAAAUUCUCCCUGCACACCCAAAUCUCCCACUGAAGAUUGGCCCUGGCUUGCGACACACGCCCCCAAACACAAUUAGCCCUACGGUGGCUGGAAAAUUAUGUACAGACCAGCGUAAAAAUGCCGUGUGGGUGGAAUAUAGUGGUCGUCGCUAUAUCCCAACGACGGGUGACCUUGUGAUUGCUACUAUUCAAAAGUCUGCUGCCGAUGUCUUCUAUGCCUCGCUCAGCGACUACACAGCUAAUGCUUCUUUGCCACAACUCUCCUUCGAGGGCGCCUCACGGAAGACACGCCCGCAGCUCGUGCCUGGCGCGCUCGUCUACGCACGGGUCAGUCUUGCUAAUAAACAUAUGGACCCGGAACUGGAAUGUGUCUCCUCAUCGACCGGAAAAUCUGAAGGCCUCGGCCCAUUGGUCGGAGGCAUGCUGUUUUCUAUAUCUCAAGUGAUGGCGCGACGACUGAUGCUCCCGAAUCCAGCGGAAAAGGGUAAAGUUGUUAUCCUGGAUGAGCUGGGCGCGGCAAGUAUAGCUUUCGAGAUUGCCGUGGGACGCAAUGGGAAACUCUGGGUUGAUAGCAAAUCGGUGCAGACUACUUUGGGAAUCGGGAAGGCGAUACAAGAGAUCGAUGCCAAGUAUCUAAGUGUAGAACAACAAAAAAAACUGGCUCGAAAAAUUAUCAAAGAAAUUUCCUAG